AUGCAUAGUUCCACUGGAUAUACACCACAUCAUGCCCACUAUGGCUCGGAGCGUGAUCGUUGGGCAAAAUUAUCCUAUGCUCCUCCUCCAUCUCAAACGAUCUCACUCGAAAUUUCAGCUGUUCAUGAGGGAGGUAGCCGGAAGAAGGGUGGGCGUGGUACACCUUUCGGGAGUAUCUGCAAAGGAAAAAAGGAUAUAGACGCUCAAAUUGACGCCCCAGGUCUCAUCAAAAUAGCCCUCAAUACCGUUUAUCCGAAGAUUCAAUCAUUCUGUCCUGCCUUUCAGUGGCAGUAUGAGGAAUUUGUCAUCCGAGACUCACAAUGGGUGGAUCUAUUGGGUCAUCAUGCACGCGAGCCAUAUUUUUACUCCCAAUGCAUUCAAGCUGGACGUAAAGGCUUAAAGUCACCGAUAUUCAAGACAAAACAGUUUGCACUCAUGGUCGUCGUACCUGAGAGCCAGUGGCACGAAUACGAAGAAUGGACUGAGCGAGCUGAAGAGGAUGAGGCUACCCGCCAAGCUCCAGUGGCUACUACAGCUAUCUCCGAAGCCUCCGUUGAUGUCUUCCAGGGCGGAGACUACCUUGCCACUGAGGUACCACUUCCUGAAGUUCCCUUAAAGAGGACCCACCUCCGUACAGCCAGUAGCCUUAGUUCUACAUCCUCAUCUACAUCACCACCACUAAAGAAAGCUGCUUCUGCCAAUAUCUUUCAGUCACCUAAUCGUAAUGAGUUGAAAGAAGCACUCCGAUCUGGUGGAAUAGCAAAUGUAGAUGCGCAGAGUGUGUAUGACCUGCAGAAUGAAAAUGUCCAGCUGUACUGGAUUGCUACUCGCCCAAUGUCCGAAAUUCUGGAAAAUAGCAAGUAUCAGUCGUUCACGUUGCAUACUGCAGAAUCAGCAACUGGGCAACUGACAGUCGACACAUCCUCUGCCAAUCUCAUUGGCCGAGGUGGAUUCAAGACUGCCCAUCCUGGGUGGUUAACACUCACGUCACACAUUCCUACAACCGGACUAGGUUCAAUCCUGCAUCAGAAAGUCGUAGUCAAGAGACCUUUCAUCAAGAUAUUUCCUCCAAAUGGACCAUCGGCAGGCACAUACAAAGUUGGACAUUACGCUGUGGCUGACGAAUUGUCUAAGCAGUUCAAGGAAGCCAAUGUCCUGUACUGGGCAAAUUCGUUGUUAGAUCUCACCUAUGCAUUCAUUAACCGUUGUGUCGCAGCCUCGUCAAACCCCCCUCCUUUUGAGAUUCCACAUCUUCGUUUUAUUCAUGCUGGACUCACACUAUCCUUCCUACCUGGCCAGAUGAUCGUUGCUAAACCGGGUGCUAAACCAUGCUCUGUCCGUGCUGCAUUUCUCUUAGAGGAACUUAUUCCGGGUGGGCCCGAUGCCUUCAUGAAAUUCAUUCACAACACAGACUGCGAUCCUCUCCUUGAUCCUGGCGAGGACGGGUACAGUACAGCACUUUUCUUGGCAUUUACUCAACACGUUCAGUAUGAGAAGACCGGGGGAUUGGCAUAUAUCUCCGACUAUCAGGGUGUGUAA
Molecule: messenger RNA, 1539 nt
Organism: Suillus fuscotomentosus
Lineage: Eukaryota; Fungi; Basidiomycota; Agaricomycetes; Boletales; Suillaceae
Exons: 4
Coding region: 1-1539 (512 amino acids)
Source: RefSeq, a predicted model, not a curated record